GCCAACGCGUCGACUAUCUCAACCCGCCAUAGCUCCCCUCGACCUCCACAACGUCAACCAUCACCUCGAUAUCCUCUCAUCUGGAACUAGACAAGUUCUUUUUGAGCUUCGCUUUCUAAUUUAAACCGAUUUCCAACAUCAACCCCACGAAUCCCUCACAAUGUCGGCCGGCGCAUACGAUCGACACAUUACCAUCUUUGCUGACAAUGGUCGGCUUUAUCAAGUUGAGUACGCCUUCAAGGCGAUCACAGCCGCCAACAUUAUGUCUGUCGGUGUGAGGGGCAAGGACUGUGCUGUCGUCUUGUCUCAGAAGAAGGUUCCCGACAAGCUCAUGGACCCUGCUUCCGUCACCCACAUCUUCCAACUCUCUCCGUCAGUCGGUUGCGUCAUUACAGGAUCCAUCGCGGAUGCCCGAGCUUUCGCCCAAAGAGCUCAGGGCGAGGCUGCCGAGUUUCGAUACAAGUACGGUUAUGAGAUGCCAGCUGAUGCUCUGGCCAAGCGUCUUGCCAACAUCAGCCAAGUCUACACUCAGCGGGCUUACAUGCGACCUUACGGCGUUGCGACCACACUGAUCUCGCUCGAUUCGGAAUACGGCCCCCAACUGUUCAAGUGCGACCCUGCUGGAUACUACAUUGGUUACAAGGGAACUGCGGCUGGCCCGAAGCAACAGGAGGCGCUGAACCACCUUGAGAAGAAGCUCCGCAAUAAGGAGCAUGCGGAGGGUUCUUGGGAGGAGGUUGUUGAGCUUGCCAUUACGACAUUGAGCACAGUUCUGAGCAUGGAUUUCAAGAAGGGGGAGAUCGAGAUUGGUAUCGUGGGUGGCCCCCGACCUGAAGGUCAAGAGGGAACCUACUCGGGCUUCAGAACUUUGACCGAGGACGAGAUUGACGACCGAUUACAAGCUAUUGCGGAGAAGGACUGAACAAGUAGAGAGAACGAUAUGGAACAUGCAUGAAACAUUGCCAGUCUGCGACAGUGGAAAGGUCGGUGCUCUCUGUCGCGAGGGAUUAGAGGUUUGAUUCGCGGACUGUAGCGGGGACGGCGUGCUGUUCCCAAGAGCGUGGAUCACAAGGCCAAUGCAGGGGGAUGGAUUAUCAAGAUCAGGAACUUGGAUGCCGUCGUGACCACGGGUCCAAUCCAGUGUGUCACUAGCCGUCCUAACCAUGUGCAAUAGAAAUGAUGAACCUCUUCCAUCUGG
Messenger RNA from Fusarium graminearum PH-1, 1198 nucleotides. Its product is annotated as proteasome component C7-alpha. The record is from RefSeq and is a predicted model, not a curated record. The transcript has 5 exons. The coding region runs from base 161 to 922 and encodes 253 amino acids. NCBI's taxonomy places the organism in Eukaryota, Fungi, Ascomycota, Sordariomycetes, Hypocreales, Nectriaceae. Gene Ontology annotation, cellular component: proteasome core complex; proteasome core complex, alpha-subunit complex; cytosol. Gene Ontology annotation, biological process: ubiquitin-dependent protein catabolic process.